AUGUCCUUCGUCAAGCUCAGCAUCUUCGGCACCUCCUUCGAGGUCACGACUCGCUAUGUCGACCUCCAGCCCGUCGGCAUGGGUGCCUUUGGUCUCGUGUGCUCCGCAAAGGACCAGCUCACAGGCUCGUCCGUCGCGAUCAAGAAGAUCAUGAAGCCCUUCAGCACCCCCGUCCUCUCCAAGCGCACCUACCGCGAGCUCAAGCUCCUCAAGCACAUACAGCACGAGAACAUCAUCAGCCUCCUAGAUGUAUUCAUCUCCCCAUUAGAGGAUAUCUACUUUGUCACCGAGCUCCUCGGCACCGAUCUCCAUCGACUGCUCACCUCCCGCCCACUGGAAAAGCAAUUCAUCCAGUAUUUCCUCUACCAAAUCCUCCGCGGUCUCAAAUAUGUUCACUCCGCAGGCGUCGUACAUCGUGACCUCAAACCGAGCAACAUCCUCAUCAACGAGAACUGCGACCUCAAGAUCUGCGAUUUCGGGCUCGCCCGCAUCCAGGACCCCCAGAUGACCGGCUAUGUCUCCACGCGCUACUACCGUGCGCCCGAGAUCAUGCUCACCUGGCAAAAGUACGACGUCGCCGUCGACAUCUGGUCCGCGGGCUGCAUCUUCGCCGAGAUGCUCGAGGGCAAGCCGCUCUUUCCCGGCAAGGACCACGUACACCAGUUCUCGAUCAUCACAGAGCUCCUGGGCACCCCGCCAGAGGACGUCAUCCAGACGAUCGCCAGCGAGAACACGCUCCGGUUCGUGCAGAGCCUGCCCAAGCGCGAGCGCGUGCCCUUCAGCGAGAAGCUCUCGUGCAAGGACCCCGCCGCGAUCGACCUGCUCGAGAAGAUGCUCGUCUUUGACCCGCGCAAGCGCAUCACCGCGACCGACUCCCUCGCCAACGAUUACGUCGCGCCCUACCACGACCCCACCGACGAGCCCGAGGCCGCGGAGAAGUUUGACUGGUCGUUCAACGAUGCGGACUUGCCCGUCGACACGUGGAAGGUCAUGAUGUACAGCGAGAUCCUCGACUUCCACCAAGUCGGCGACACCCGCCUCGACAACGGCAACGUCCCCGAGGGCGCACUCGCCGCACCAGAAGGCGACGCAGCCUCCGCGCCCGCCGUCGGCACAGAAGCGUAG
Rhodofomes roseus is the source of this 1125-nucleotide messenger RNA. Its product is annotated as mitogen-activated protein kinase protein. Gene Ontology annotation, molecular function: ATP binding; MAP kinase activity. The coding region runs from base 1 to 1125 and encodes 374 amino acids. Gene Ontology annotation, biological process: protein phosphorylation; cellular response to oxidative stress; osmosensory signaling pathway. Lineage: Eukaryota; Fungi; Basidiomycota; Agaricomycetes; Polyporales; Fomitopsidaceae. The record is from RefSeq and is a predicted model, not a curated record. The transcript is spliced from 10 exons. Gene Ontology annotation, cellular component: cytoplasm; nucleus.